UGUUUUUAAACCAGUUUUAAAGCACCAAAAUUCAAUAUUUUUGUGUCGUCUGCUCUAUUUUUGGGAGAUGGGAGUCCCCGCAUUUUUUCGUUGGUUGAGUCGGAAAUAUCCGUCAAUAAUCGUAAACUGUAUCGAGGAGAAGGCCAAGGAAUGCAAUGGAGUUCGAAUACCAGUUGAUACCAGCAGACCAAACCCUAAUGAGGUGGAGUUUGACAACCUGUAUUUGGACAUGAAUGGAAUCAUUCAUCCUUGUACACAUCCCGAGGAUAAACCUGCGCCCAAAAACGAAGAUGAAAUGAUGGUUGCCAUCUUUGAGUACAUUGACCGUCUCUUCAAUAUCGUGAGACCAAGAAGAGUUCUGUACAUGGCCAUAGAUGGUGUGGCUCCUCGUGCGAAAAUGAACCAGCAGCGAUCCAGGCGGUUCAGAGCUUCAAAAGAGGGAGUGGAGCUCGCUGAGGAAAAACAGAGAAUGAGGGAGGAGGUCUUUCAGAGGGGAGGAUACCUGCCACCAGAGGAAAUUAAAGAGAGAUUUGACAGCAACUGCAUCACUCCAGGCACAGAAUUUAUGGACAAUUUGGCGAAAUGCUUAAGAUUCUACGUAGCUGACAGAUUGAGUAAUGAUCCUGGAUGGAGUAACAUUACAGUCUUUCUGUCUGAUGCCAGCGUUCCUGGAGAGGGAGAACAUAAGAUAAUGGACUUUAUCCGGAGACAGAGAGCUCAGCCAAACCAUGAUCCCAACACACAUCACUGUCUUUGUGGAGCUGACGCUGAUCUGAUUAUGCUUGGACUGGCCACACAUGAGCCCAACUUCACCAUCAUCAGGGAGGAGUUCAAACCCAAUAAACCCAGACCAUGUGCUCUGUGUGGCCAAAUGGGCCACGAAAUUAAAGACUGUCAGGGAUUGGCCAGAGAGAAGCAGGGCGAGCACGACGAGUUUGCCGACACCGUCCCCAUGUCUGAACAGGAGUUCAUUUUUAUUCGACUCUGUGUCUUGCGUGAGUACCUGGAGAGAGAGCUGACGAUGGCCAGUCUUCCGUUUCCGUUCGACUUCGAGCGGAGCGUGGACGACUGGGUCUUCAUGUGCUUUUUCGUGGGAAACGACUUCUUGCCCCACUUGCCCUCCUUAGAAAUCAGGGAGGGAGCAAUUGAUCGACUCGUGGGAAUCUAUAAAGAUGUCGUGCAUAAGACUGGGGGUUACCUGACUGAGAGUGGCUUUGUGAAUCUGGAGCGCGUGGAGCUCAUCAUGCAGGCCGUCGGCGUGGCUGAAGACAACAUAUUUAAGAAGCGCAAGGAGGAUGAGGAGAAUUUCAAAAGACGCAUGAAGGAGAAGAAGAAGCGAUUGAAAGCAGAACAGAGACCAGCAUUUCUUCCCACCGGUCAGUUUGCCCCCCAGGCGCUGGGCGGGUACGGCAGACCUCAGUCCAUUCAGAACGCACGGCACACGGCCUACGAGAUGAGAAUGCACGGCCGAGACCAGCAAAACAAGGAUGCUGCUCAGUCUUUGAAAGCCACGCUGAGAAACGGCAGCAAGGCAUCGAGCGACAGCCUCGACGGCCGCGGGGUAAAGAGGAAGGCGGAGGACAGCGACAGCGAGCCGGAACCCGAAGACAACGUCAGGUUAUGGGAAGAGGGAUGGAAACAGCGCUACUACAAAAACAAAUUUGAUGUGGACCUGACUGAUGACUCCUUCCGGAAGAAAGUAGUGAAGUCGUAUGUGGAGGGCCUGUGCUGGGUGCUGAGAUACUACUAUCAGGGCUGCGCGUCUUGGAAGUGGUACUUCCCGUUCCACUACGCCCCUUUUGCAUCUGACUUCAAAGACAUCAAGGGGAUGUUCACAGAUUUUGAGACCGGGACCAAACCGUUCAAACCUCUGGAGCAGCUGAUGGCUGUAUUUCCCGCCGCCAGCGGAAACUUCCUACCCCCGACAUGGAGGGCGUUAAUGAGCGAUCCGGACUCCCCCAUCAUUGACUUUUACCCUGAGGACUUUGCCAUCGAUCUGAACGGGAAGAAGUACGCUUGGCAGGGUGUCGCUCUGUUGCCGUUCGUGGACGAGCGCAGGCUCCGGGCGACUCUAAACGAGGUCUACCCUGACCUUACACCAGAGGAGGUGAGGAGGAACAGCCUGGGCAGUGAUGUGGUGUUCGUUGGAAAGGCCCACCCUCUGUGUGACUUCAUCCACGAGCUCUACCGUGCAGAAUCUCACCAGCCUGUUGAGAUACCUGCUGAACUGUGCCAUGGAAUCCAAGGUACAUUAAAUCUUGAUGAAGAGCCUAUUCUACCAGAUAAGCCCGUGGAGUCUCCCAUUCCAACACUGAGAGACAUUGCAAACAACUGUGCCGUCGGAAUCAAAUUUAAGGAUCCGCAGUACGAAGAUGGUCACGUGUUCAAGGCUGUCAUCCUUCAAGGAGCAAAGAUCCCCAACAAAGUACUGAAACCGGGAGACUGGGAGAGGUCAAACAAGCCAUGGAGACCACAGCUAGGGUUCAACCCUAACCGACAGCAGGUCCACCUGGAUCAGUCUGCCCUCAGAACGCUAGGCCACCACGUGAAGCCACAGCAUGGGGGCGGUCAGUACUCCAAUGUCCCGCCUCCCAGGGGCCCACACAUGAGUGGUCAAUACAGCAAUGCUCCGCCCUCCAGUAGCUAUCACCAAGGGAACUACCGUCCUCCUCACAGAGAUCACCAGCCUCCCUACCACCGUGAACCAGCUAUUGAUUCUGGCUCCAGACCUCUUCAGCAGUAUGGAGCCCAUGGUUGGGAGAGGUCCAUGCAGUCCCAAGGCGCUGCCUACCAGCAGAACAUGCAGAGGGCCCCGGGGGGCCCGAGGGGCUACCACCAGCAACAGGACAACCGCAGACAGCCACAGGGGUAUAACGCAGGGAGGAAUUUUCCUAUGCCUCCCCCAAUGAAACGUUACAACUGGAGCUGAAUUUUCAGUACCGUUUUCAGAAGGCUGGAGGACCUUCCUUUUUU
Chanos chanos (milkfish) is the source of this 2973-nucleotide messenger RNA. It is a transcript of the gene xrn2, whose product is annotated as 5'-3' exoribonuclease 2. Lineage: Eukaryota; Metazoa; Chordata; Actinopteri; Gonorynchiformes; Chanidae. Bases 68 to 2929 code for a protein of 953 amino acids. Gene Ontology annotation, molecular function: RNA binding; zinc ion binding; 5'-3' RNA exonuclease activity. The transcript has 31 exons. The record is from RefSeq and is a predicted model, not a curated record. Gene Ontology annotation, biological process: nuclear-transcribed mRNA catabolic process. Gene Ontology annotation, cellular component: nucleus.